UGUGUUUGUGUUUGUGUGUGUGUGGACGUGUGUGAGUGCAUGUUUGCAUACGUGCAUGCGUGUGUGUGUGUGUGUGUGUGUGUGUGUGUGUGUGUGUGUGUGUGUGUGUACGUACUUGUAUUAUGUCUAAUGGUUGUGUACAUUCUUCAAUUUCUUUGAUUAAGAAUGUGUUAAUUAACUAGGUUGUCUUUGGUUUGCCUGGAAGUGGCAAAAGAAUUGCAUUGAGGCAACUUUUGCAAAAACACAAUCGAUGGAAUCAAAUAAUUCACUUGAAUGGCAGUAGCAGCUGUGCGUGGCAAAUUUCCUGUUCUUUUGUGUGUGAACGCUUUGGUAUCAAUUCCAAUCGACUUAGAAGUCAUGAGAAAAUUCCAGAGCUUAUGCAGCAGCUUAAGCAAUCAAUGCAAACGCUGUUUGUUUGCAUGAAUGUAAAUGAGUCCUGUCUGUUGCAGUUGAAGUCUCUGCUUACAGUUCUAAAUAGUCACAAUGUAAAUGCUGAUGUUCUUGUAAGCACACGAUUUAAUGCUGUUCAAAUGGAACUAGCUAAAGAAAGUCAUUAUGCUCUGUUUACACUGCAUCACCUACUUCCACCUGAAAUCGAAUGUCUAUUUUCUGGCUCAAAGUUAAUGCAGGCAGCAAGCAGUUCUAGCACAUCAAAGUACCAUCGUUAUAUAACCUGCAUGUUAAGUCAUGCAGCUACAGCUCGACUUACACAAUGCUACUGUAGUCAGACUAAAACAGACUUAAAUUCUUUGCUGCCAAAACUUCAGUGUGUGUGGGACAAACUUGAGGCGGAGAUGAAAGAGUGCGAGGAUACAAGCACAAAUAAAGGGAUUGUUGAAUCUAUCGACUAUCGUCUUGGUUUACAAUCUAUUUUGCAUCUUAUUCUGGAUAAAGUAUCCAAUAACAGUAAACUUGUGCUAGAGCUGGCAUGUGUUACAGGGACUGUGUGUGGCUUAUCUGCUAAAAUUCUUGCUGCAGCAGUGCAGCCCUUUUUUACAGCAACAGAAACAGAUAUUUUGGAGAGUGUGACAAAAUUAAGCUCAUUUGGUAUAAUUGAGAUAGAAAGAUGGGAAGAGAAUAUUCCUGUUGUGUUUGUUCCUCAAACACUUCAGGAGAUUGUUGUGUCAAUACUGAAGUCUCAAAUGCUGUCAACAUUUUCGCAAAUCAUUUUGCACAUGGCUAAUGCGUUAUCAGAUAAACUGCCUGUCGACAAGGCUUCUUUGUAUACUUACACAGAUUUAGUAUUAUUUCCACAUGCAGUGGCUGUGACACACCAUUGCAUAUCUGUUAAUUCCAACUCGGUGGCAUCUCCCAGUCUUCUGAAUCUUUUGAUGUUCACUCGAGAUUUAUAUUUGUCAAUGGACAUGCCAUGUGAAGCAAGAAAGUGCAGCGAGGCCCUGCUGAUGAGACAACGUUUGCUUCCUGACAACAUGUUUGCCAUACAAUGA
Molecule: messenger RNA, 1448 nt
Organism: Corticium candelabrum
Lineage: Eukaryota; Metazoa; Porifera; Homoscleromorpha; Homosclerophorida; Plakinidae
Exons: 3
Coding region: 378-1448 (356 amino acids)
Source: RefSeq, a predicted model, not a curated record